CAGUGCGGCGGCGCUGCCAGCGGGGGAGGGAGGGAGUCUCCUGCCCGUGACACGCUAGUUUGUUUGGACCUUGGGUGAAAUCUGUUGCCCCUUGGCAGUGGGCCUGGCCGAGGGGCCUGGGCAGCCCUGCAGACCGUAGCCCCAGAGCAGGUGCCCAGCGUGGGCAGCUUCCCCCUGCCAGUGCGCUUCAACCACGAUCUGUGUGGCCAUAGGCUAAGCUCAACCUCAGUGGCUUGGCCUCCCGGCUCCCAAUGCUAGCCAAGGGCCGGGUCCCAGGUGUGAACACUGUGACACAGACGUCUGCCUGCUGGGCACUCGGCUGCCGCACCCCCUUCGUGCACAAAACCCCUUCCCAAAGAGCCGUCACCUGGGAGUGUUUGGUUCCUGCUAGUCCCUUGAAGGAGGAAGGCAAGCUUGUUAUCAACCCCCUGAGCCAGCCAGAGUGAGCCCAGCUGAGCUGCUGGCGGCUCGGACGCGUGACCGCAAGGUUCCUCAGUGCUCACACGGCCAGAAGGACUUCAUCCCCGAUAGCUCGGAAGAGCAGGCAGAGAGGCUACACCGGUGCCGGGAAGAGCAUUGGCAGCUCCUGGCAGAGGAGCGUGUGGAGAGGCUGGGAAGUUUGGUGAAAGCUGAAUGGAAGCCACGAGAGGGCAUCGUGGAGCUGAAAUCCCCUGCGGGGAAGUUCUGGCACACUAUGGGGUUCACAGUGCAUGGCAAACAGUGCCUACUGCCAGAGGAAGCCCUCUAUCUACUGGAAUGCGGCUCUAUUCAGCUCUUUUACAGGGACCUGCCCUUGUCCAUACAAGAAGCCUAUGAGACCCUGCUGUCCCAAGGGACGGUGAGCCUGCUGCAGUACCAGGUGUUCAGCCACUUGAAGAGACUGGGUUACAUUGUGCUGAGAUUCUGCCCCAGUGCUGUCCCAUCUCAAUAUGAGAGGCAGCUGAAUCUGGACAGUUUUCGCAAGAGCACUGGAAAAUGCCAUCGCAAAAGGAAGAGGAGCUCCAGCUCCCGGUUACAAGACAAGAAACCAAAGGCAUCUGGGAAUCCUCCAGAAGGUGAAGAGACCCCAGAAAAGGCCAGUGACAGCUGUGGCGGUCCCAGUCAUCCAGCCUCUGGAGGGAGCUGUUUGUCAGAGAAGUCAAAAGAGUCAGAUCCUGCCAGUGGAGAUGGGGAGUCAGCCCAAGUUCCCACUGAUGCAGUACAACUCAACAAGCCCCCCAGUCUCUCAAAAGCUCAGGCUGGAGACUGUGGGAAGGCUGCUGGGAACAGCUGCAGUGACACCCACCUGCCCCGCUGGGACUUCACCAGAAUCGCCUUCCCCAACAUGGCUUCUGACUGCCCACACACCUUCCUGCCAGAGCCUGAUGAGAGACUGCUCCCGGAGAAUGUAGUUGGGCGGGAGGCCGACGCCACCCGCUGGCGCAAGCUGGUCAAUCAAAAGCGUGAGAAGUUGUCACGGAAGGAGCGGGAGCAGCGGGAGAGGGAGAGCAGGUACAAGAGCAGCAUCAAUGCAGACAGGAAGGUGAGGCGCUGCUCCAGCUGGCAGGAGUACAAGGAGCUCGUGAAGCAGAGGAGCCAGCGGAGGGCAGGGAGGCGGCCUUCGCACCUGUGGGACCAGCCUGUCACCCCGCUGGUGAAGCCGGAUCAAGUGGCGUCAGCAGCUGCUGUCCUCCAGCAGAUCAGUGUGCUGCAGCCUUCCCACAUCCUGGAUGGAGCCUUCCGGCUGCAGGAGGAUACGGAGGGUAUGAAGAUAAACUUCAGUGUGUAUCAAGCAGAUGCAGUUGCCAACUUCAAGAAGAACGACCCUGGGAAGCCGUAUGCCAGGAUGUGUGUGCGAAGGUUUGACGAGCAGAUCCCAUCCCUGCGGGCACUGAAGCAGCUUGCCUAUCAGAGCGAGGAUGUCCCGGUGGUCUUUGCACUGGUGGACAAUGGAGACAUUGCUUUUUAUUCUUUCAAGGAGUUCAAGCUGCCUGUUGAUAUUUAUCACUGAACUUACCAUUCCUUAAAGAACUGGCUUUUGGGAAAAGGGUGAGGGACUUUACUCAAGACUUAAUUUCUUGAUUCGUGGACUAUUAUAUCAAAUAGAAUCUCUGAUAACCAGUCUGCGUGCAGGAGGGGUAACCACCUUAUCCACUGCUGCAGGCCUCAGCCAGCUAGGAACUAGCUCAUUCGUAAAAGCAAGAUACACUCCAAACAAACAAGCAUGAUGUUCUGUGCUUUAGUAGGGCCCCUCCUAGUUGGAGCACGCACUGCUUUGUUCUUUAAUCCACUGGUUCUUCAGCUCUUAUCAUCCUCUGGACCACUUCCCCAUGACAUUCUCUUUGUCCUUGUGGGCCUUUAGAACAAACUUCACUGGCGAUCCACACGUGGUAUUCUGAGAACCACUGGGCUAGGCUAGUCUGAAUACAACAUAAGAAUGGUUUAAGAACCACUGCUGUAGAUGAAUCAGACUCAUAAACUAACCAGGACAGUCAAUGGUAUAGCAAGCCUCUGUUACUCUACUGCACCAACACCCAUCUAAUAAAAUCCUUAGCAAACUAUUGGUGUGAUAGAAAUAAAGGCACUGCAACAGAACUCUUCUACAGAAAUGAUGAUGCCGGCUUUGCCUUGGUAUUUGUAUGCCAGCAGGAGAUAGUAGUCCUGGGCGAAUGCUCCUUGCUAGUAAUCCUCAACCUAAUAGAGCUGCUUUGUAAGCUAUUGGAGUCACAGAGAGCCGUGGAGUCACUGCAGAGGAACAUGCUAACAUUGUAUUAUGGUGUUUGCGUUGAGAUGUGUCAUUGCAAGACGGUGUCAUCCCCUAUUAAAACUACAGCACACAGCUUCACGACAUCUCACCAUCGCAGUAGUGUGACCCCGUUUCCAUUUCACGCCCUUUCUCCUGGAUGCAGGUACAUGUUUCUCACUCUCUCUUGCAAGUGAGAGGAGCUCUGAUUAAACCUGCAAACUCUCCAUGAGCUGAGCCUGGUAGUUCUUUGGGUCUAGUGCUCCAGGCUGAGGAUCAGUGUCCUAAGCAUUGACGGUAUCACCCAAUUGCCUUCCACUGUUGUCAGCAUGGGAACCCUUCCCCUGAAUCUCCUGAUACCAAACUCUUUAACUUCUAUGCAAAAAUGCCAGUGUGACUAGUGCUAGAAAGUCCUGGUCUGUGGCUAAAAGGGACUUCUAACACUAUUGGGCUCAGGGUUCAGCUUUCUUAAGAAGUGUUACAGCAAAUGUUUUAGAUGCCUUUUAUUUGAUACAGAAUGUUUGGGUGUUUUGGGUUUUUUUUUUUGGAGGAUUGGAGGCUAAAGUAAUAAAAAAGCCUUACUCCCGCUCAGGGGCUUGCAUUGUUGGAAAUUUAUUUAUUAGUGUUUCUAUGAAAAUUGAUCAGUAGUGCCUUGUCCUGUGAGAGGGCAGCCUGCGGAACUGCGCUGUCGCUGAAUGCAGUCCUACAGAGCCAGAGACCCUGUGAGUCCAUGCACGAUCCUUGGGGCAUGGAAUCCUAAUGCUGUGCUGCUGUAAGCUUGGUACAUCUUCCUUGUGUAUUGCCACACAUGCCACAGUGAGAUGGCAGAGGCUCUUGCCCUGAUUGCUUUGUUUAUCCCUGUGAUUAGUUGACAUGUUGGCCUAAAUCAUCAGCUGGUGUAAGUGGGCAUAGCUUCACUGACUUCAGUAGAGAAGAUGCU
Molecule: messenger RNA, 3662 nt
Organism: Chelonia mydas (Green sea turtle)
Lineage: Eukaryota; Metazoa; Chordata; Testudines; Cheloniidae
Gene: TSEN54
Product: tRNA splicing endonuclease subunit 54
Exons: 11
Coding region: 695-1990 (431 amino acids)
Biological process (GO): tRNA-type intron splice site recognition and cleavage
Cellular component (GO): tRNA-intron endonuclease complex
Source: RefSeq, a predicted model, not a curated record